Acanthosepion pharaonis is the source of this 807-nucleotide messenger RNA. Lineage: Eukaryota; Metazoa; Mollusca; Cephalopoda; Sepiida; Sepiidae. The record is from the annotation of a GenBank genome assembly.
AUGUAUCGUGUUCGUCAAAGUCGUUGCGGACUGAGUGAUAUCAGUUCAUUCUCACAAAGAAAACUCGCGCCAAAACUUUGCUACGAUGGCGUGCAGUGCGUUCGUCUUCGCGUCCGAGUUUGCGCAAUCAUAUAUACAUGCUCCUUCUUUCUUUCUUUCUUUCUUUCUUUCUUUCUUUCUCUCUCUCACCUCUUGUCUCCCAUAGAUUCCUCUCUCUUUUCUCUUCUCUUUCUCUCUCUCUCUCUCUCUCUCUCUCUCUCUUCCUCUUUUCCUUUACACCCACAUUCACUCGUUUCCUCCCUCUGUCUUUCUUUAUUUCUCUCGACCCUCCCAUCGCACGCUAUCUCUCUCUCGCUUUCUAUCUUUCCCUCUCCUUCUGCGCAUCACUUCGUCCCACUUUCUCUCUCUUCAUCUCAUAAUCGUUCUUUUUCCCUUUCAUUUCCUUUCACCCCUCACUUCCUUUCUAAUACCCUUUUUCUCUUUCUCUCCUCUUACUUCUCAGAUCCUCCCGCUUCCUUCUCUCUCUCUCAUCUUCUCAUGUUUUGCUUGCUUUCUUUCUUUCUUUCUUUCUUUCUUUUUUUCUUUCUUUCUUCCCGAUCAUCCAUCGUCUCUUUCUCUUUUUCCUCUCUCUCUCUACUCACCGUUCUUCCUUCCUCAAAGGAAUCUCUUCAUCUCAUAGCCGUUCUUUUUCUCUUUCACUUCCCCCCGCCAUUUCCUUUCUCUCACUCUUUCUAUUUUUCUCUUUCGCUCCCGCUUAAAAUCAGAUCCCAAACCAUCUCUCCCUUCUCAUCUUCUCACGGCACAUAA